Molecule: messenger RNA, 426 nt
Organism: Laetiporus sulphureus 93-53
Lineage: Eukaryota; Fungi; Basidiomycota; Agaricomycetes; Polyporales; Laetiporaceae
Exons: 3
Coding region: 93-317 (74 amino acids)
Source: RefSeq, a predicted model, not a curated record
CUGCAGCUGCUGAGGCUGAGGCUGCACCUGCUGCGAAAGAGGAGGAAGAGGAGGAGUCUGAGGGUGACAUGGGCUUUGGUCUCUUCGACUAGAUGUUACGCUACCUGCACACUGCCAUGCUAUGUACCAUCUUACGCUUGCAAUGCGACAUCGCCCACGCUCGCAUUACUGUAUUGCCUAAUGCAUUGCUUUCAGCUUCCUUCCGGUGCUUGAAUGGCGAAGGAAGUCUCUUUGAAUUUCUAUUUGAUUCCUCGGUAUCAUGGUUCUUGCAUCCGCUUGAUGGAGCGCUAGUAAAUCGACACCACCGAUCUGCCUGACCCACACUGGCUUCGAUGUGGCUUAUUAACCCUGGGAACGGCCCCACGAAGUCGCUGCGGGUUCAAUACCGUCCAGCUAAUAUAAGACACCCCGGCGUGAAGGGUGCCC